UCUUUGAGUUGAGAAUCAGACAAACCCAUCUCUGCCGGUCGACCCGAACCAACCCGGAAUCUAUCCCGCACCAACCCCAUUUUUAAGCCCCAGAAGUCCCAGCCCCCAACCGGCCUCCGUGAAUUAUUGCCACCGCCGGCGGCGGCGACAACGACUACUUCUGAAGACGUCUGAUCUCUAAGUUUCAUCUCUUAUAGCAACUUUAAGGAAAAAAUAUUAGGUCGGAAGAUCUGCUUCCAAUCAUGACCACCUCGGACGACGAGGACGAUUUCUUGGCACACUUCCUCGAAUCAGAGGUCCUCUCCGAAGUCUCGGAUCAGGAAGAGGCGGAGGAGGCAGAGAAGGAAGAGGAGAAGGUGGAGGAGAAGGAGGAGGAGGAGCUAAAAGCGAAAAGAGUUCGUUUAAAUGAAAUUGAGAAUCCAAAGGAGAAAGAGAAAGGGAAAGAGAAAGAGAAGCAUAGUAGUAAGCCAAGGAGGAUAGAGAGUGGGAUAUUGAGCAAGAUCCCCCCUGAACUCUUCCCUCAUAUCCUCAAAUUCCUUUCUUCUGAGGAUCUUAUGGCGUGCUCUCUGGCAUGUAAAUUUCUGAAUUACGCUGCAUCUGAUGAGUCUUUAUGGCGUCGCCUGUACUGUAUGCGAUGGGGUCUAUUGCCCCCUUCCAAGAGGUUGUGUGAUUGUGUUUGGAAGAAACUCUAUAUGCAGCGUGAUGAAGAGGACAUGGUCAAGCUUGUUAGGAAUUGCCCUCCUGAGUUUAAAGAGUACUACAUGCAAAUGCAUGCAGCAAAGAGAAGUCAAGCUCCUCUUCCUUCUCAGGUGAAAGAUGAUCAGAUAAUUCUUGACAAGACAAUUGCUGAUCAGGUGUCUAUAUGGAAAAAGAGCAAAGGCCUGACUGAUAAGGUGGUCACUGACCAUACUUGUUCUGGAGAGAAGUGUUCUUACCACCAAAUUGGGGAUGUUUUUGUUUGUGAGAAGACCGGAAAUGUUCACGUGUGUGAUGAUACAUGCAGAGAAGUUGUUAUAAACCCUGUAAAUGAGCUUUUGGUCUGCACAAUUUCCGGGCUUUGUUUUGAUAGAUUAGUGUCACCAGAUGAAAUGGAGCCAUGUCCUGCGGAAGGCGCAGCAACAGAUGAAGCAGAGCCAUUCAUGGGAUCUGGUCGUUUUGCACGAGCUUACUUGUUGGGAUAUAAUUGCGACGAUGAGAAGGAGCUAGAAGCUUGUUUGAGGUUUUGCUGAUCCAAAUCUUAGUUUGCAUGAGUUGGAUGCAUAGAAUAUCAAAGAUGUCAUAACUUUGCCAUAUAAGUAAUUCAAGUGAUUAAUUUUACAGUUACAUUGUCUGUGUGUAUUGAACGCUUAGGCAACUUUCUUCUGACACUUUCUUCCUGUAGUUAUGUUGCUUUGCUGUUAUGUGGGCCGGCUUGCAUGCGCAAUAAACCUUGAGCUAAGUGAAAUUUGGGGCGUUUGGGUUUGUA
This is a messenger RNA of Hevea brasiliensis (rubber tree), 1465 nucleotides long. RefSeq names its product F-box protein SKIP31. The transcript is spliced from 9 exons. Lineage: Eukaryota; Viridiplantae; Streptophyta; Magnoliopsida; Malpighiales; Euphorbiaceae. The coding region runs from base 243 to 1229 and encodes 328 amino acids. Gene Ontology annotation, molecular function: protein binding. The record is from RefSeq and is a predicted model, not a curated record.